AAAAAAAACAAGAGCUUAUUCUUUAGAAUUAAAGUUUCAAAUAUGAAAUAUAGUAAAAAACAAUUAUCAAAUCAAGUUAAUUCCUUAAGACCUUAUAAGUCAAGAUCUCAGAGACCUUGUGAUUUCUGUCGCAAAAGAAAAACUUGUUGUAUUAUUGAUAAACUGAUACCUUGUAUAAGCUGUAUACAAUUCAACCAGGGGAAUUGUACUUUCAAAAAUGGUCCAGUCAAGAGAAUUGUUAGGAAAAAAGAUGUAAAAAAUGUAAAGGAGGAAUUAAAAUUUCCCACAAUAUUAAGUGAAGAAAAGAUCAAGGAAGUCCCAGCCAGCUUUGAUAAUUCCACUUCCCAAAGCUCUUCUCAAAGUACAAGCUCUCAAAGUUCAAUAUAUUCAGAUAAUUCCGAUUCGUUUGAUGAAAAAUUGCUAAGCUUUGACUUAUUCCCCCAUCAUCUAAUUAACCAGGAUAUCUUUAAUACAAAUAUUUAUGAUUACUACUAUAAUUUAAAUUUUUAGUGAGUAUGUGUAUGUGUGUAUAUUAUUAUUAUUCUUAUUAUUCUUAUUAUUAUAAAUUGAUAUAUUUUUGUUCUGCUUGAGUCCAAUUGAUCACGUUCCAAAUUGCUUUGAAAUAAUCAAGUUUGGCAUUCUGAUACUGUAAAUAAUAAGCGUGUUCCCAAGCAUCAAUGG
Molecule: messenger RNA, 681 nt
Organism: Hyphopichia burtonii NRRL Y-1933
Lineage: Eukaryota; Fungi; Ascomycota; Pichiomycetes; Serinales; Debaryomycetaceae
Exons: 1
Coding region: 43-510 (155 amino acids)
Biological process (GO): regulation of DNA-templated transcription
Molecular function (GO): zinc ion binding; DNA-binding transcription factor activity, RNA polymerase II-specific
Source: RefSeq, a predicted model, not a curated record